CUGCAUGGACUCAGCGAUCUAAGCACAAUAUACUUAGUUUUAAUCAGACCUUUUGCCAUUUGUAUUACAGCAGUAAAGGUACAAAAGUAGUUUUAAUCAACUGUUUUCCUCUCUGUAGGACUUCUGUGCUGUCGCUUUUAGGGUAUGGCGAAAAGCUGCCGAGUCAGCAAACUCUGCAUUCUGUUUGUGGUCUUAGCCAUGGUCUCCGUGGCAACCAUUGUUAUAUUGUGGACUAUUGCCCUGACUGGAGGAGGCGAUGAUGUCACAGCUCCUUGGGACAGCUAUCGUCUCCCCAGCUCUCUGCUCCCCGACUACUACAACAUCACCCUCUGGCCUCGUCUCACCUCUGACCCAAACACUGGCCUCUACAUUUUUACAGGCAAAUCCACUGUGAAGUUUAAGUGUGUGAAAGAAACAGAUCUGAUCUUGAUCCACUCAAACAAACUAAACUACACCAAGCUGGACGCCACACACAGUGCAAGGCUCACUGCUUCAGGUGGUGGUCCUGCCCCUGGUAUUAAGUCCUCCUGGCUGCACCAUGAUACCCAGUAUCUGGUGAUCCAGCUGAACAGUACAUUAACCCCAGAACAGAAUUAUCUGUUGUACACUGAGUUCACUGGAGAGCUAGCUGACGACUUGGCAGGCUUUUACAGGAGUGAAUAUAUAGAAGAUGGAGUCAAAAAGAUUGUUGCCACCUCCCAGAUGCAUCCAACUCAUGCCAGAAAGACCUUCCCUUGUUUUGAUGAGCCAGCUAUUAAAGCUGUUUUCCAUAUAACUCUCCGCCACCCCCCUGGAACUGUAGCCCUGUCCAAUGGCCUGGAAGUAGGGAGCGUUAACAUCACUGUUGGUGGAGUGGCUGUGACACAGACCGAGUUUGAGCCCAGCAAGAAAAUGUCCACCUAUCUCCUGGCCCUCGUCAUCUCUGACUACGCACAUCUCAGUACUAAACAAGGAGACACUCUGAUCCGUAUCUGGGCUCGCAGGACGGCCAUUGAGCAGGGACAGGGAGACUACGCCCUGAAUGUGACUGGACCCAUACUGGACUUCUUCCAGUCGUAUUAUAACAUCUCCUACCCACUGAGCAAGUCAGAUCAGAUCGCUCUGCCAGACUUCUAUUUCGGUGCGAUGGAGAAUUGGGGUUUGGUGACUUACAGAGAAACCAACCUCCUCUACGACCCCGUGACCUCCUCCAACGGAAAUAAAGAGACCACUGCCACCAUCAUUGCUCAUGAACUAGCACAUAUGUGGUUUGGGAACCUGGUGACUCUGCGCUGGUGGAAUGAGGUCUGGUUGAAUGAGGGCUUUGCUUCAUAUGUGUCUUACCUGGGAGCAGACUACGCUGAGCCUGCAUGGAAUGUGAAAGACUUAAUAGUGCUUGAUGACGUCCACAGGGUGUUUGCGGUCGAUGCCUUGACCUCUUCUCACCCUUUGUCUUCUAAAGAAGACAAUAUUAUCUUGCCAGACCAGAUCACUGAGCAGUUUGAUGCCAUCUCAUACAGCAAGGGUGCAGCAGUGUUGAGGAUGCUGUCCGAUUUCCUGUCAGAGCCGGUCUUUGUCCGGGGACUCAAUGGAUACCUCAAACACUUUGCCUACAGUAACACAGUAGGGGACGACUUGUGGCAGCAUCUACAAAUGGCUGUUGAUGCUAGUGGCACUAAACUUCCCAACACCGUGCAAAACAUCAUGAACACCUGGGUGCUGCAGAUGGGCUUCCCUGUGGUUACCAUAGAUACGACCACAGGAACUGUAUCCCAGAAGCACUUCCUGCUGGAUACAGAGUCUAACAUCCAAGCUUCACCUUACAACUAUGAGUGGCUGAUUCCUAUUAGGUGGAUGAAGCAUAGUGAGGUCCAGUCAGAUAUCUGGUGGCUGUUGGAAAAGACAGCGGUAAACUCUGAGAUGAGGAGUGGAGGUUCGUGGGUUCUGGCCAACAUUAAUGUCACUGGAUAUUACCGAGUCAACUAUGAUCUUGAAAACUGGGAACGCCUCUUCGCUCAGCUUCAUUCAGAUCACAAGGUUAUACCAGUAAUAAACAGAGCCCAGCUGGUGGAUGAUGCCUUCAAUUUGGCCAGGGCUCAGAUGGUCUCAACUACUCUGGCUCUGAACUCAACCCUCUAUAUGUCUGUGGAGACUGAAUACAUGCCCUGGCAAUCUGCUCUGGAUAACCUGGACUAUUACUACCUCAUGCUGGAUCGCACUGAAGUCUAUAAACCAAUGCAGGACUAUAUGAAGAAGCUGGUGACUCCUCUCUUCCUGUACUUCAAAAACAUGACGUCAGACUGGACCUCUGUUCCUGACAGACACACUGACCAAUACAACCAGGUGAAUGCUAUCCGAAUGGCCUGCAGGACUGAAGAACCAGAAUGUCGAAACCUGACCACCACAUGGUUCAAACAAUGGAUGGACAGCCCUCAACACAACUUGAUUAAUCCCAACCUGCGGUCCACAGUGUACUGCAGUGCCAUGGCAGCAGGUGGCGAGGCAGAGUGGGAGUUCGGCUGGUCACAGUUCAAGAAGGCGACUUUAGCCAGCGAAGCCAGCAAACUCAUGUCUGCACUGGCCUGCACGACUAACACAGACCUGCUGGAAAGGUACCUGUCUUAUACCUUAAACUCAACUAUGAUCCGUAAGCAGGAUGCUUCCUCCGUUUUCACAUAUGUUGCCAGCAACAGAUUGGGACAGGACCUGGCAUGGAACUUUGUCAGGGAACGUUGGGAAUACAUGUUCACACAAUAUGGCGUGGGCUCUUUCAACUUUGCUUCUAUAAUUAGUGGAGUCACUGCAAGGCUUUCUACAUCUGAUGAACUAGAAGAGCUGGAGGAGUUUGUGGAAAGACACGGUGCAGCAGGGUUUGGAACGGCCACGCUGGCUGUGCAGCAGGCCUUAGAGAUGACCAGGGCCAACAUCAAUUGGCUGGAACAGAACAAACAGGAGAUCUCGGACUGGUUCAAGAGUCACACUGGACCUUAGAUUAGCUGACAGAGGCAUACAACCCAUGGCAUACAAGAUACAUACAUAAAGAAAACAUAACUAACCUGGUUUGUAUGAGAGAAUUAAAAAAAAUCUGCUUUCACCACAUGUUAGCUUUGUACUUUUUAAACACUUUUGUGUAACUUUUGCAAUGAAAUCCUGCUUUUAUGUUGAAAUAUAGUAAUUUAAUUGCCAUUCUAACAAUGGUUAAAAUGUAACUUAAAAACUUCAACCAAAUGUUGCCCAGUUUUCUCCUCAACAUCUUUUCACCUGCAUGAUAGAUAGAUAGAUAGAUAGAUAGAUAGAUAGAUAGAUAUUUGUCUUAAUAAUAACCAGUGGCAGAAAGUAACUAAGUGCAUUUACUACUGCAUGUACUUAAGUACAAAUUUGAGGUACUCAUUUAAGAGCUGAUAUCUAGCCAUUUUCCAUGGUUUUCUUAAUAAUAACCAAAAUCAUUGGAAAACCAUGGAAAAUAUCUAGAUAUCAGCUCUUAAAUUAAACUCUUAUGAGCUAUUUUUGAUGUUAUCAUUAUAUUUGUCCAAACAAAUGCACCUUUAGUUGUACCAGGCAUUAAAUGAACAAGACAUUGAAUAUUAUAAUUAUAAGAAAUUAAAUAAAUUAAGACAUGAAAUGUUUCAUUCUGUGUGUAAUGGAUCUAUAUAAUGUGUUAAUUCCACUUUUUGAAGUGACAUAAAUAAACUUUUCUAUGAUAUUCAAAUUUUUUGAGAUGCACCUGUACAUCUAAACCAUCUUUAUCUGUCAAUCCAGGUGUCUGCGCUUCCUCAGUCAAUGGGUAUUGUAUUUCACUGUUUGUGUUCUAAAUUAGAUAUAUUGCAUUUUAUUAAUAUUGAUGCUCUAUGAUGUCAAGAUCACGAUGCUAUAAAGAUCUUUUAAGAGAUUUUUGGCCCUGGCUUUGCUGCCCAAAUGCCUCUAUUUUAUCAGAAACCAAACAAGACAAAUGUCAGUGAAUUGAUGAACUCAUUUUAUUGGUCUGAUUUGUCACAGCCACAAACACACACAGUAACAAACUGAAAUUAAAUGACAUGAUGAAACAUUGUUUGCACUGAAGCAAUUCUCCUCCAGCACUGAAAAGGAAGACACUGAUUUAAAUCCAAACAAAGAACACAUUUUUGGCU
Molecule: messenger RNA, 4106 nt
Organism: Centropristis striata (black sea bass)
Lineage: Eukaryota; Metazoa; Chordata; Actinopteri; Perciformes; Serranidae
Product: aminopeptidase N-like
Exons: 23
Coding region: 145-2970 (941 amino acids)
Biological process (GO): peptide catabolic process; proteolysis
Cellular component (GO): cytoplasm
Molecular function (GO): metalloaminopeptidase activity; zinc ion binding; peptide binding
Source: RefSeq, a predicted model, not a curated record